This is a messenger RNA of Drosophila novamexicana, 1611 nucleotides long. RefSeq names its product UDP-glucuronosyltransferase 1-1-like. NCBI's taxonomy places the organism in Eukaryota, Metazoa, Arthropoda, Insecta, Diptera, Drosophilidae. Gene Ontology annotation, molecular function: UDP-glycosyltransferase activity. The record is from RefSeq and is a predicted model, not a curated record. The coding region runs from base 7 to 1611 and encodes 534 amino acids. The transcript is spliced from 2 exons.
GGCAACAUGGCCUGUGCUACUAAUCGUAUUCUGCUACUCGCAAUAGUUGGCGUUGUUUUUAUCAGCGGCAGCCAAAGCGCCAAUAUACUGGGCGUUUUUACGAGUCUGAGUCCAUCGCAUUUGAUUGUACAAAUGUCCAUGGUCAAGGUGCUAGCGGAGAACGGGCACAAUGUGACUGUGGUUACAAUUCUGAAGCCGCCCGUUACACACAAAGGUAUCAACGUGCUGCAGCUGCCCCUCUCCGAUGAGGAUCAACGUAUGAUGAGCGCAACCAUAGGCAAAAUGGUAGCCAGCGAUAACAGCAACAUGGUCGUUUCUAUGUUCCGAACUAUGGGCCAAAUGAAGUUAAUGUUUGAGAAGAUGAGAGAUGCCCUGUUGGACCAGCGAGUGAAGAACUUAUACGAGAACAAAGACAACAAGUUCGAUUUGGUUGUGAUUGGCUACUUCUUGAACAACUAUCAGCUUGGCAUUGCCCAUAAGCUGAAGGUGCCAGUGAUAUUAGCGGCCACUAUGCCACCAAAUCAAUUGUUUAAUAAAAUACUGGGCAAUCCUCAGUUGGCAUCACAUGUGCCGGCAAUGCCUGGGAUCAGUGUUAAAGGUCAGCCAAUGACAUUCUCACAGCGAUUAAAAAACUAUAUAACAACCUGCGCUAUGGGAGUUUUCAUGUGGAUUUUGGAAAACAAUGAUGCCAAAGAUUAUAGAAAAGUGUUUGGCGAUGAUCCAAACAUGCCCCCCUAUGAAGAUCUGGCUAAGAACGUUUCGCUCACAUUCUUUAGUUCGCAUGCCCCCAGCGAGGGUCCCAUCAGACCCAAUGUGCCGGCAAUAGUAGAGGUGGGCGGCAUUCAAAUUAAAGAUAAGCCAGACGAAUUGCCAAAAACAAUUGCCGAUUUCCUGAGCGACGCUAAAGACGGCGCCAUUCUCCUCUGCCUUGGCUCCAAUGUAAAGGGUGCUCACUUGAAACCCGACACAGUCCAGAACAUGUUCAAUGUUCUGUCCAAACUGAAGCAGAAGGUCAUUUGGAAAUGGGAAGAUCUGGAUAAGACACCUGGAAAAUCCGAUAAUAUACUCUAUUCCAAGUGGCUGCCACAAGAUGACAUCCUGGCUCAUCCCAAGAUUAAGCUAUUUAUAACUCACGCAGGUAAAGGCGGCAUCACAGAGGCCCAGUAUCAUGGAAAGCCCAUGCUGGCGCUGCCUGUGUUUGGCGAUCAGCCUGACAAUGCUAAAAAGAUGGUCAAGGAUGGGUUUGGACUCAGUUUAAGUCUAGCAACACUGGAGGAGCAGCCUUUCCAUGAGGCUAUUCUGGAGGUCUUGAAUAACCCUCAGUACUCACAGAAAGUACAGACCUUCUCCUCUCUUUAUCGCGACCGACCAAUCUCUGCCCAUAAGAGUGUGCUCUAUUGGACUGAGUAUGUUCUGCGCUAUAAUGGAGCUCCCCAUUUGCAGAGUCCGUUGGUACACAUGAAUUACAUAUCAGCCAAUAAUUUGGAUGUUUAUGGGCUGUUGAUUACUAUCUUAUUGGUAUUUAUUUUUGUAAGUAAAGUAAUUUUGACUAAGUUAUAUAGAAAACUGUUCGGUAAAGCGCAGAAAACUAAAAAAAUAAAAAAAUCUUAA